Messenger RNA from Aspergillus pseudonomiae, 829 nucleotides. RefSeq lists its product as uncharacterized. NCBI's taxonomy places the organism in Eukaryota, Fungi, Ascomycota, Eurotiomycetes, Eurotiales, Aspergillaceae. The transcript has a single exon. The record is from RefSeq and is a predicted model, not a curated record. The coding region runs from base 110 to 670 and encodes 186 amino acids.
CUUUCGCAUAAGCUGUUUGAGCUUGAUUCUCGAGCCAGCUGGAAUUCAGACAAGCCACAAUACCCGCCUAGCAACAAGACUAUCUGUUUUUCCGUUCCGAAUUAGUUCCAUGAGGCUUAAUAGAUAUGUAGGAGUACACGAUCAUUGGCCUCUAACACCUUUCCAAAGUGUCUCUGCUCCAGGAGCGGUCAGUGAGCAUUUAGUGUGUCCUGGAGCUUUAAUUGAUGUGUGGGGAUCACACAGUGGGUGCUCACGUGAGACAACAGGCAGUUCGCAGAAUAAUGCGACAGUUAUACAUCUACACGACUAUGUAUCCCAUAACAGAUCCUCUCCAAGGAGCGCCUUGACGAGUGCAGAAUGCAGCCAGUGGACAAGUCGAACAGAGGAACGAUCAAGUGGGAGCAAAUUAACACCGCUCUUUUAUAGAAGUUUGGAUGCAAACGGGGGGUGUUCCGGUGGCCUCCGGAAUGAGGCGAAUCUUUUUUGUGAUCAGUGCAUUUGCAAAAGUGAGGCGCCAAGCGCAAGCGACUCCCAUUCCUUCGUACGCCCCUUCGAUGCUUUGCAGUGUCGUCAAGGUUCCAGCCACCUCAGGAUCCUCUCUUUGUGCGCAAUACGGGGAAUCCUCUGUCGCCUUUUCCGCAGGUUUCAAACCAAAUUGAACAUCUGCUGAAAUCCAAAGAAGCUUUAAAACAUCACCACCACCGGCCGAUCCUGAUCCCGGGUAUCGCUUAAGAUAUCAAGAGCUUAUUCCACCUCCUGUACUGGUCCCCUUGGAACUUGCAGGGGGGUUAACCCGGGUAGACUACAAAACACAAUGUCGCUGUGAUUA